Molecule: messenger RNA, 2186 nt
Organism: Pygocentrus nattereri (red-bellied piranha)
Lineage: Eukaryota; Metazoa; Chordata; Actinopteri; Characiformes; Serrasalmidae
Product: solute carrier family 2, facilitated glucose transporter member 5-like
Exons: 12
Coding region: 95-1630 (511 amino acids)
Biological process (GO): monosaccharide transmembrane transport
Cellular component (GO): membrane
Molecular function (GO): hexose transmembrane transporter activity
Source: RefSeq, a predicted model, not a curated record
AUUGACUCCAAUGUCCAAAGUGCAUUCAUAGGAAACUACGACCCGUCUUGUUUUGCCCAGGUGUUCACAGCAGCGAUUAGUUACAGCUGAAAACAUGGAGAAAGACAUCUUUGUGGAAAAACAAGGAGAAAGAAAAGGGAGACUAACACUGGUGUUGGCCUUGGCUACCCUGAUCUCUGCUUUUGGGUCGUCUUUUCAGUAUGGCUACAACGUGGCUGUGGUCAACUCUCCAGCCCCGGACAUGCAGAAAUUCUAUACCAGUGUGUACGAGAGCCGUAAUGCCACAGUUACCGACAAUGUCCUCACACUGCUGUGGUCCCUCACUGUGUCCAUGUAUCCAAUGGGCGGCUUCUUUGGCUCUCUCAUGGUGGCACCAUUGGUGAACAACUUUGGAAGGAAAGGCACCCUCCUGUUCAACAACAUCUUCUCCAUUGUCCCUGCUAUAAUGAUGGGAAUCAGUGAGGUGGUGGGCUCGUUUGAGAUUAUUAUUGUUGCUCGCUUUCUGGUGGGCAUCUGCGCUGGCCUUUCGUCCAACGUGGUGCCGAUGUAUCUGGGAGAGCUGGCCCCUAAGAAUCUGAGAGGAGCCGUCGGAAUUGUGCCUCAGCUUUUCAUCACUGUUGGCAUCCUUGUUGCCCAGGUGUUUGGCAUCCGGAGCAUCUUGGGAAAUGCAGAAGGCUGGCCCAUCAUGCUGGCUCUCACUGGCAUUCCUGCAGUCCUGGAACUGUUUAUUUUGCCCUUCUUCCCUGAGAGCCCCCGCUAUAUGCUCAUCCAGAAAGGUGAUGAGAAGAAUGCCAGGAAAGCACUGCAACGUCUGCGAGGCUGGCAAGAUGUGGACGAGGAGCUACAGGAGAUGCGGCUGGAGGAGCAGUCGGAGCAGGCCGAGGGCCAGCUUUCUGUGUUUACCCUCUUCACCCUCCGCUCCUUGCGCUGGCAGCUGGUGUCCAUCAUCAUCAUGAACAUGGGCCAGCAACUGUCCGGAGUUAAUGCCAUCUAUUACUACGCGGAUAGCAUCUUUUCUUCAGCAGGAGUGAAGGACAAUGACGUUCAGUAUGUGACUGUGGGAACCGGCUCUGUGAACGUCCUCAUGACUUUAGCUGCAGUGUUCAUAGUGGAGACCUCAGGCAGAAAGCUGCUGCUGCUGAUUGGGUUCGGGAUUUGCUGUGCCGCCUGCGUGAUCCUCACUGUAGCGCUCAGCCUGCAGGACACUCUGCAAUGGAUGCCCUAUGUCAGCAUUGCCUGCAUCAUCAUUUAUGUCAUUGGACACGCCAUAGGCCCGAGUCCCAUUCCCACUGUGGUUACCAAUGAGAUAUUCCGCCAGUCGUCCAGGCCAGCAGCCUUCAUGGUGGCAGGCUCUGUCCACUGGCUCUCAAACUUUAUUGUGGGCCUGGUCUUCCCCUUCUUAGAGAAAGGACUGGGAGCCUACAGUUUCAUCAUCUUCGCUUUCAUCUGCCUCGCCACAUUCAUCUACAUCUGGGUGGUCAUCCCAGAAACCAAGAACACCACCUUCCUGGAGAUCAGCAAGCUGUUCGCUGCGAGGAACAAGGUGGAGAUUGUGGUGGAGGCUGAGGAGCAGAAGAUGAAAGAGCCAGAAGUGAGAGACGACAAGCAGGAUGUAAUUACUGCCUUCUGAAAGCAGACUGGCUCACCGUCGAGGACUAAGUGUUUCUUUAUGUCAGACCUUCAAUGCAAGUCUGAAAUUCAGAAGCGUUUUCUGGUUUCUUGGAAAGGAAUUUUGUGUUAAAACAUACUUUGUGUCUUACCAAUUCACUGCCACUUAAGACUAUGUCUGUUUUUCUCGCUAUAGCAGGCUAGCCCAGAAGGUCAGACUGCCUUCAAACUCUGUAAGGCACCAGAACAUAUAACAAGCUGGUCUGCUUCUUGCACAAUAUGGAGUCCGUUAGCUGAAGCUUAAUUAUAUGUUUGACACCGUUCGUUAAUCUGAGGGUUGAGGGCGAAUAGCCAGUGUAAUUAUAGUACAAGUGCUAUCUUCUAGCAUUUCAUAUGUAAAUAGUAAUUAUACAAGCAUUUAUGUAGCCUUAUGUUUGCAUGUGGAGCAGCUACAGUACUGUACUGUAAGUUUUAGGCAUCUAAGCAAUUUUUUUAACAAUUUACCUCAGCAGUGAGUUUAUCACAAUAUACAUUAGAAUAAAGUCAUAUUCAUAAUUCAAAUAAACAUCAAAACAAUA